AUGGGUGUCCCAAAUGCCAUUGUUCCCUCCAGUAAUGCUGAUACUUCAAUGGCUGGGGAACUUUCGAUCUUCGUUGAUGGAAACGAACUGUUUGAUCUUGAUACUUUAUUAGGGGAUCCAUUAGUAAGUGGGGUGAUGGAUGAGUGUAAUGGUAACUUGGCUGGAAAUUCUGAGGCUGGCCCUUCAGGAGUUCAUGUGGAAGAGAACAUCAAUGAAGAUGAAUAUUCCAGUGACGCUCCGCAGGGUUCAAUUCUUGGAAAUCCGAUACGAAUUUCUGUUUGGCCUGUGUUACCAUCUCCAUAUUGUUGCACUUGUUGUCAAACACUUCGAGAAUUUUUUCAUAUUAAGGGUACACUUGUGAACAAGCUUGAGAUUCAUGGAAGACUGGGGAUAAUCAGUCACGCAGUGCUUGAUAGAUAUAAUAGUGAAUUCUCUCAUCUAAACCACGAGUACCAUAUGUUUGAUUUCUGCAAUGAAAGCGUAAGCAUUGUAAAGCAAUUCCUAGUUCAGUAUUGUGAUGAUUGUAAAAAACAAGGUUACAUUAUGCUGCAAGAUCCACUCUCAAACUUCUACGAUGCCUUGUGCACUGGACUUGGUGACAAUGGAAAUCUAGACGAUGAUAUUUUUCGUCAGCAAACUCGAACAGGUUCAUUUGAUAGUCAUCUAUGCUUAAUCCUGCCUAUUGGAAAGUGUAUUGCUAUUGAAAGUUACAUUGCAGGGAAUAGCCAAACAAAGCAACAACACAGGGCGAACCAGCNCCGAGCAGGGAAUAGCCAAACAAAGCAACAACACAGGGCGAACCAGCAGGAGGGUGAAAGGAUUGGAGCAAGACGAAGCAAGAGCCACAUUGCAGCACAGAGGGAAAGAACAGGAAAGAUGAGAGCGCAAGAUUUGACGGGAUAUUUCCAUCUUCCGAUUACAGCUGCAUCUAAGGAAAUAAAUAUAUGUCCAACUGCAAUGAAGAAGAUAUGCCGCAAGGGAGGCGUGAGUAGGUGGCCUCAUAGGAAGGUUCUCUCUCACUCUAUUUCUAUCUCUGUGGGUGUGUCGGACUGUGUGAAGUCUAAUCAUAUUAAGGAUUCCAGUCAAGUUUAUACCAGAAACUCUGCUUGUUUUGCACAAAAAUUGCAGAUAAAAAGCAUUCAGAGGCAAAUAGCUGAGAGGAGUAAGAGUUUAAAUUCAAAUGAUGCUGAAGAGAAGGCACGUGCUCUGGCCGAGAUACGGACGCUUGAACAAACACUUGCAAGCAUCGGAUCACACAAAAAUACUGAUAAAGGACUAAUAUUAGCUGUUAUCAAUUCGUUGAGAACUAAAAAUCUGAUUUCUUGGAAUGUCCAAAAUACUACGAUAAAUCAUCAGUUGAAUAGUUUCAAGAAAUUCUACUAUGCGAUGAGGGGCAAAGCUCAGACAGUGGUGUGUGUAAAACAAGUAAAGCAAGAUGCACACGAAGAAUGGGAUGAGAAUAUGCCGUUGCCUGGAGACAUAAUCGAAGGCGUUGCAGAAGAUGCUGAUGCUGAUGACUCGUUCAUGUCAGCCAAGUUGAGGUCAGAACUUAGCUCACAACUCGGGAAAAUAAGCAGAGAGGCUGAUUUUAUCUGGUUGAAGGUAAGGAGGGGAGACAGCACCGUUAAGCUCCAGGUAUGUGUUGUGGCUGAUAGAUGCUCAAAGCUGCAGAGGAAGUUUACAGUCAGAGCAGCCUCGGAUGAAAGACAUAUUGCAGUUUUAGCGGACUUGACUUUUGAGCAAUGCUUUGAACUACAAGGUAAGGGUCAGGUCUCCUUUAGUCAUAAGAGUUAUGAUCUUUGA
Messenger RNA from Fraxinus pennsylvanica, 1803 nucleotides. NCBI's taxonomy places the organism in Eukaryota, Viridiplantae, Streptophyta, Magnoliopsida, Lamiales, Oleaceae. The record is from the annotation of a GenBank genome assembly.